Aspergillus ruber CBS 135680 is the source of this 518-nucleotide messenger RNA. RefSeq lists its product as uncharacterized. The record is from RefSeq and is a predicted model, not a curated record. Bases 202 to 516 code for a protein of 104 amino acids. Lineage: Eukaryota; Fungi; Ascomycota; Eurotiomycetes; Eurotiales; Aspergillaceae. The transcript has a single exon.
GCCCAUGCUUGAUUUAAUGCAUAACAUAUUAGACGAUCAGUUACUACGAUAUCUCUAUAUGAUAUAUUAAUGUCAUAUAUUACUAUUAUUACAUCACUGCGAAAUACAAAAAUCCAUAGUGGAACAAAGCAACUAUUCACCUAAAGCCUGUUAACUGAAAUCAUAUGCAUUACCAAAUGCUCGGUCAAUACUUAACUCACCAUGGGCGAGAGGAAAAGGAUAGGCCCUGUUACCCAGGCGCAAGACCGCCUACACUCUAUGAAACCAAGAAAGAAAAGACUCAACCAGCGCAAUGGGAUGGAAGAUGCCGACAUGGAGGUCCAUGAGACCCCGACCGCUCCCUCUGAGCCCACCAACCCCCAGCAACCAUCAAAACAGCUUAGUUUGGAGACGGCAAAGCAAGCCCAACUCGCACCUUGCCCUCCCCAGAACCAAAAUCUGUUCGUGCAGCCUGAACAGGACACCCCUCCUGCAAUCCCAACCCAUGACUCUCCGAAGCCAACUGGUGCUUGGUGAUG